AGUGGUGAGAUUUGUCAAAUUAUAUCUCCUUUCAGAUUAUCAAAACACAAAGGGGUGAAUAUGACUGAUAUUGGGCCAAACUACACAGAUGGAUUUGUCCAAAUCACCUCAGAACACCAAAGCAGUUUGGAGAGUGUAUGGCGUUUCAGGGGAAGCUGUAGUACAGGAAAGGUUAUUGCAAUGAAAUGUUUUGAGUGCGGGACCAGAGCAAAGUUACCUAGGAUUGUUGGAGGAGUGGAAGCCACUCUUGGCAGAUGGCCCUGGCAAGUGAGCCUCUAUUACAGUAACCGCCACAUCUGUGGAGGAUCCAUCAUCACCAACCAAUGGAUAGUUACAGCUGCUCACUGUGUCCACAACUACAGGCUACCUCAAGUGUCCAGUUGGUUGGUUUAUGCUGGUAUUUUAACCAGCAACUCGGCUAAACUGGCUCAGUACCAAGGUUUAGCUGUGGUGAGGAUCAUCUACAACAAGAAUUACAACCACAGGACUCAUGACAAUGAUAUCGCUUUGGUGAAAUUAAGAGCUCCUUUGAACUUCUCAGACUCCAUCAGACCUGUGUGUCUACCUCAGUAUGAUUAUGAUCUACCAGGAGGAACCCAGUGCUGGAUCUCUGGUUGGGGAUAUACACAGCCAGAUGAUGUUCAUAUACCAGAGGUUCUCAAAGAAGCACCAGUUCCAUUAAUAAGCACCAAGAAAUGCAAUAGUUCUUGCAUGUACAAUGGAGAGAUCACACCUCGAAUGCUCUGUGCAGGAUUUAAAGAAGGAAAAGUGGAUGCAUGUCAGGGGGACAGUGGAGGUCCUUUGGUUUGCCAGGAUGAGAAUGUCUGGAGGCUGGUUGGUGUUGUCAGCUGGGGAACAGGCUGUGCUGAGCCAAACCAUCCAGGAGUUUAUACCAAAGUGGCUGAGUUUUUAGAGUGGAUAUAUGAGAUAAUAGAGGUAAGUAAAUGAAGAUACAGACAUCAGUGACCCUUGAAACAUAAACUUAAGCUGUUAAUUGAUGUAGGCCUACUAUUAUUAUCUACUCUUGAAUCUUGAUUCCUGUCCUA
Messenger RNA from Carassius carassius (crucian carp), 1046 nucleotides. RefSeq names its product transmembrane protease serine 5-like. Gene Ontology annotation, molecular function: serine-type endopeptidase activity. Gene Ontology annotation, biological process: proteolysis. Bases 61 to 948 code for a protein of 295 amino acids. The transcript is spliced from 7 exons. NCBI's taxonomy places the organism in Eukaryota, Metazoa, Chordata, Actinopteri, Cypriniformes, Cyprinidae. Gene Ontology annotation, cellular component: membrane. The record is from RefSeq and is a predicted model, not a curated record.